UGUUAGAAGGUUAGGAAAAAAAUAAUUGUGAAAUAUUAAAGUUUUUGGAAAUGAAUUACUAAAAUAGUUUCCAUAUUCUGAGGUCUUUUGUGAGUCUCCGAUUCCUUUCUCGUCUCCCUCGCGUCCGUUGCUGUUCUUCUGAGCAACCACCACCGCUCAUCGUCAAAAUGUUCAAGAACACAUUCCAGUCUGGAUUUCUUUCCAUAUUAUACAGCCUUGGGAGCAAACCUUUGCAGAUAUGGGACAAAGAAGUUGUGAAUGGCCAUAUUAAACGACCACAAGAUGAAGACAUACAAUCCAAUGUGCUUGAAAUAAUUGGAUCGAAUAUUCAGUCCACAUUCAUUACGUGCCCGGCAGACCCCGCUGCCACACUUGGUAUAAAACUUCCAUUCUUGGUUAUGAUUGUCAAGAAUCUAAAGAAGUACUUCACAUUUGAGAUUCAAGUUUUGGAUGAUAAGAAUGUCAGACGACGAUUUCGAGCUUCUAAUUUCCAAGGUGUCACUCGAGUAAAGCCCUACAUUUGCACUAUGCCACUGAGAAUGGAUGAGGGUUGGAAUCAAAUCCAGUUUAACCUAGCUGAUUUUACCAAGAGAGCAUAUGGUACUAAUUAUGUGGAGACACUGCGAGUUCAGGUCCAUGCAAACUGUCGCUUGAGAAGGAUAUACUUCUCUGAUCGUCUCUACUCGGAAGAGGAACUCCCACCAGAGUUCAAAUUAUACCUCCCAAUGCAGAAAUCAUGAAAAAAUUAUGGGAGGAUGGAAUUGAAGCCACAAGAUGUUAUUUGAAUGUUAUGUGUAGUUUUGCAUUGCACUAAAAAUUGUAUUCUCUGUAAUGGUAGAACAAGAACUUGUAUUGUUUUUCUGUAAUAUUUAACCUCAAUUUUAUUGAUAAACCUGUGUUUUUAUUGCGUUACCAAAGAAAGAGGGUGGAUAUGUUUUGAAUGCAAAAGAAGAUAUGUGCCUGAUUCUUGGUAAACUGCAAUGCGCACUUCACUAUAAAUGUAAUGAAAUCCUUCACUACAAACAGAAUUUUUCA
Lathyrus oleraceus (garden pea) is the source of this 1035-nucleotide messenger RNA. RefSeq lists its product as uncharacterized. The transcript is spliced from 6 exons. Lineage: Eukaryota; Viridiplantae; Streptophyta; Magnoliopsida; Fabales; Fabaceae. The coding region runs from base 168 to 740 and encodes 190 amino acids. The record is from RefSeq and is a predicted model, not a curated record.